Rubroshorea leprosula is the source of this 1490-nucleotide messenger RNA. Lineage: Eukaryota; Viridiplantae; Streptophyta; Magnoliopsida; Malvales; Dipterocarpaceae. The record is from the annotation of a GenBank genome assembly.
GAGGAGAGAGGAAUGACGGAGGCUUUUGGCGUUGGCGCCGACCGUGUUUUCCGUCAGUGGAUCCGAUUAAUAGAGAGAAGAGGAAACUGAGGAAGUGAUAAAAGAGAGAGGAGAGAGACAGGAAAGAUCGGAUGAAUAGAGGAGAAAAGUGGAAGAAGAUGUGAGGGAAGACGCAUUGGAUCUCGCCGGAGAAUGUCGAGUGGAUGAAUUAAAGAGGAGAUUGGAAGAAGAUUCAAGUGGAGAAUGCAAAUCUGGCCGGAGGUGGUGACGCGGAGGUGUGGAAGAAGGGGCGACCGACGACUUCCGUAUUCACUCGCUCUCUUCCUCUUUCUCGUAUUUAUCUUCCAGUUUCCAUGCCUUUGUUUUGGUUUAUGCACAGUUAAACAUAGGAGCAGACUAAUUUUCAGAAUUUUGUGUGGUUAUGGUUAUGGUUUUAUUAUUUAUUGUAUUUUCUCUCAAAUUUAUUUAUGUUUUCACGUUUCCUUUUAUGGACACUGCAACUGAGACAGAAAACAGCGGAUGAAUUGAAGAGAGAAAUGGAAGAAGAUGUGAGAAAAGACGGUGGAUCUCGCCGGAGAAGGUGGACGUGAGUAGAAGAAUAUGCCAGCAAAGAAUGAAACUCUCGCCGGAGGUGGUGCCGCCAGAAGACUUUCGUACAUUCUUUCUAUCUUUCCAUAUCUUUACCUGAAUGCUGGCAUUCUCAGGAUGCAAUUAUGUUUGAGGACAGAAUGAACCGGUCUCAAUAAGAGGCAGAAAACUUUACAUGUAAGGCUCAAGUGUCAUGCCUUGUAAAAAUCUACAUCCAUUUCCAUUGUUUGGUCAAUUUUACUCAAUUUCAUGCCCCUAACAAAAAAACCUGCACAUACGGGCACACAUGCAAAUGAACAGAACAUUUAUUUCCUUUUGCAUGACAUGAAACAUGAUGCUUCUGGACAACUAAGCACUUUCCAAAUUAUCAUCAUCACUGUAAUUAUUAUGAUUAUGGUAUUCUUCAUCCUGGGCCAAGUUUCUGCAUCAUAGUCAGUUUAGAUUACAUGAUCUUUGUGUCACAUUGGGGCACAUACUUUGAUUUGUUAAAAUUAUCAAGAUCCUGCUGCUUGUUACCCUGAUGUUAAAUGAGUUACCCAAUGUGCAUUUCUUACUGUUAUUCGUGGUAAUUUAAUCAUGGAUGCUUGCUAAUGAUUAAAUGGUUUUACAGUCAUUUUUUCUCAGUUUUAUACUUAAUUGUUUUUAGAUUUAUUUUGGUCAACAAUUGUGUUUUUAGAUUUCUUAUUCGUUGAUUUUAUCCUCCUACUAGUAUUUUGGACAGCUGAAAUAUGAACACUUCAUUUCUUUUUGAUAGUAAACUGGGAACUGCUUUUGUUGAUAUAUGUUUGAGUGCCUGAUAAGUGCCUGGUUUUUAUAGCAUUUUUUAUAGCAUUUGAAAUCCUAUCCCCAUUCCCCUUGUACAUGCCCUGGUUCAAACCAAAAAAGAAAAAUGGCUGUUGAAA